Messenger RNA from Acyrthosiphon pisum (pea aphid), 2551 nucleotides. RefSeq names its product GATA zinc finger domain-containing protein 14-like. Lineage: Eukaryota; Metazoa; Arthropoda; Insecta; Hemiptera; Aphididae. The record is from RefSeq and is a predicted model, not a curated record. The transcript is spliced from 4 exons. Bases 278 to 2518 code for a protein of 746 amino acids.
UUGGCUGGCAAACUAGGACCCAUAUCUCAAGGCCGAAUCCCCGGCCGCCAUCACCACCACCACCACCACCACCACCACAACAAAAAUGGAUAAAUAUUGUAUGCAGUCAACUACAGAACACAGACCGCGGUGGUAGCGGCCUUGUAGCACACCAUUGGCUUGAUUUGCACGGCGCGCAGUCUCGUCUGUUCGCCUCGAUCCGGUUGCCGCCGCUCGGGCGAUCAGUCGUCUCUCGUCGUUCGUGCGGGUGGAGGUUUUGUGAUUAGUCGGCCAUACCAUGUCGGAGAAUAUCGAGGAGAAUAUCGAAGAGAAUAUCGAAGAGAAUACCGAGGAGAAUACCGAGGAGAAUACCGAGGAGAAUACCGAGGAGUAUUCCGAGGAGAAUACCGAGGAGAAUACCGAGGAGAAUACCGAGGAGAAUACCGAGGAGAAUAUCGAGAAGCAUAUCGAGGGGCAAAUUCUGGAACUCAUCGAUACCAGGCGACUGAGGCCGUAUAAAUACCCGAGAAUCGUGUACAGAGGGUACCUGUUCCAUUACCACAAGUUAUGCAAAAAUCACAUCCGAUGGAAAUGUAACCGUGUUUAUUCCACAAACUGCCAGGCUGUUAUUCGAUCGACACUAGAUAUGGAUAACCCAAAACUUGUUCAAUUCGAUCACUAUCAUAUACACGGUGACGACGCUCAAUCAAUUUUACAAUUAAAAAUGAAAAUAUUGGCACUCCGUUCAACAACCCAGUUUCAGAAUAAUACCAAGUUUAAAUCGAAGAAAGGUUUUAUGGAAAUUAAAUUAAAUGUUGAAGAUAUACCUAUGGACAAUAAAAUGCUUAAACUGAAAAAUGGUUAUGCUGACAUUAAUUUUAGUGAAGAGGAUUUAGCUCUGAACAAUACAAUGCUUAAACCAAAGAAUGAUUAUGCUGACAUUAAUGAUGAAGAAGAUAAACAUAAUAAACUUGUUACAUUUUGUACUUCUUAUAAUCGAAAGUUUUUUGAUCAUCCACUUGAUCCUGAUUACGAACAUAGAUACACAGAUGAACGUGAACAAAUAAUCAAAAAUAAAAACAUAAAUGAUAUAAGUUUCGAUUUUGAAUGUCCAAAAAUUAGAAUUACAAGAAAUACAAGUAAACAAAAAAAAAAUUCUGAUCCUGUUUACGAACAUAGACACACAGAUGAACGUGAACAAAUAAUCAAAAAUAAAAACAUAAAGGAUAUAAGUUUCGAUUUUGAAUGUCCAAAAAUUAGAAUUACAAGAAAUACAAGUAAACAAAAAAAAAUUGCCAUGAAUAGUGUUGAAAAUGACAUGACAGAAAAUAGUAUAAGGUGUUCUUCUUUCAAUGACAAGAUCAACAUUUUUAACAAAGAUCAUAAGAAAAAAUUGCCAAAAAAACAAAACUUGAUUGUUAGUAAGAAGAAGAAAAAUCAUGAACAAAUGAAUGAAUGUACUUUGCUUAGAAAUACAGAUACAGAAAAAAAUGUUUCGAUUACUUUAACAGACGAAAAAAUAAAGAAUAAGACAAUUAAUACAAGCGAUGAAAAAAAUUCUUUGAAUAUUAAUAGAAACAAAGAUAACAACACUUUGACUAGUAGUAAUACAUAUGAAGAAAUAAAUCCAUCAACUAGUAUUAAUCAUAAAGAAACCAACACAUCGACUACUAAUAUUUCGACUAGUAAUGAACAUAACAAAAUAAAUAUGUUAACUACUAGUACUCAAACUAGCAAAGAAAAAAAUGCAUUGUUUAGCAAUAUAAUCGAAGAUAAAUAUACUUUGACUAGUUAUACACAUGAAGAAAUAAUUACAUUAACUAAUAAUACACAUACUGACAAAGAAAAAAACUUAUUCAUUAAUAAUAUGAAUAAAGAUGAAAAUACUUUGACUAAUAAUAUAACCAAAGAUAAAAAUUCUUUAAUUGCUUGUAAUACUGGUAAUACACAUGAAAAAAUAAUUAUAUUAACUAGUAAUACUCAUAAUCACAAAGAAAAAAAUGCAUUGAUUAAUAAUACAAAUAAAGAUGAAAAUACCUUAAAUAGUGAUAUAAACAAAGAUAAAAAUACUUUGACUAGUAGUAAUACGUAUGAAGAAAUAAAUCCAUCAACUACUAUUACUCAUAAAGAAAAAAAUUCAUUGACUACUAAUAUUUCGACUGGCAAAAUAAAUAUGUUAACUACUAAUACUCAAACUAUCAAAGAAAAAAAUACAUUGCUUAAUAAUAUAAAUAAAGAUGAAAAUACAUUGACUAGUAAUAUAAUCAAAGAUAAAAAUACUUUGAUUGCUUGUAAUACUGGUAAUACACGUGAUGAAAUAAUUAUGUUAACUAGUAAUACUCACAAAGAAAAAAAUGCAUCGAUUAGUGAUAUAAAUAAAGAUGAAAAUACUUUGACUGGUAAUACACUUGAAGAAAUGACUAUGAUAACUCCUGAUACUACUCACAAAGAAAAAAAUGCAUCGAUUAGUGAUAUAAAUAAAGAUGAAAAUACUUUGACUGGUAAUACACUUGAAGAAAUUACUAUGAUAACUCCAUGAUACUACUCACAAAGAAAAAAAUGCAUCGAUUAG